Labrus mixtus (cuckoo wrasse) is the source of this 9896-nucleotide messenger RNA. RefSeq names its product fibroblast growth factor receptor substrate 3 (gene frs3). Gene Ontology annotation, cellular component: cytoplasm. Lineage: Eukaryota; Metazoa; Chordata; Actinopteri; Labriformes; Labridae. Gene Ontology annotation, biological process: cell surface receptor protein tyrosine kinase signaling pathway. The record is from RefSeq and is a predicted model, not a curated record. The coding region runs from base 358 to 2217 and encodes 619 amino acids. The transcript is spliced from 7 exons.
CCCGUGCUGCAGUAGGGGGGCGUAAUAGGAGGAAAAAAUAACAACAUUUUCACUGCUCUCACUGCAUCUUUUAUUCGCCUCACUGCCGUGCAAGUUCCACAUCCCGCUACAACCAGCAGCAGCCGCCGCCACCGACAACCACUUGCAGUCUCACAGCUUAUUUCGCAUAAGGGCUAAUAUAAAAAAAAAAAAAAUCCGUGCCAGACAUGGGGGAGAAGAUGAUGCUGCUCUUGAAGAUGUCAGUCCAGCAAACUAACUGGCUUGUGAGGACGAUGCCCGGUCUAAGAUCCUGGGACUAAGGCGUUAAUCCCUUCACACUGAUGGCCUGGACUGAGUUUCAGCUGGCCUGCUGAAGCUAUGGGGAGCUGUUGGAGCUGUCUGUACAGAGACCCCAUCAGAGACAACCAUCUCACCAAAUUUAAGGUCACCAAUGUGGACGAUGAGGGCAACGAGCUUGGUUCUGGGAUCAUGGAGCUCACCCAGACUGAGCUCAUUCUUCACACACGUAAGAGAGACGCCAUUCGGUGGCCGUAUCUCUGCCUGCGCCGUUAUGGCUACGACUCCAACCUGUUUUCUUUUGAGAGUGGCCGUCGAUGUCAGACCGGGCAGGGAAUAUUUGCAUUCAAGUGUUCCCGGGCAGAGGAGAUUUUCAAUCUGCUGCAGGAGCUGAUGCAAUGUAACAGCAUCAACGUGGUGGAGGAAUCCAUGAUGAUGAGUCGCAGUGGUCACACACCAGAGAUGGAGAUGUCUCGCACGCCACAAACUCCCAACACUCCGGGGUUCCCUGUUCAGGCUUUCCCCAACGGAUACCCUGGUUAUCCAAUCAGGGGUGAUUCCUCUCAACCCUCUCUUGCUGAUGAUCAUGGACAUAGCCUCAUGGGUUUGGAAGACCAGACCCACACCUAUGUAAACACUGUUAGUAUGGAGGGGGAUCUCUCUAUGCGCCACUGUGUGCACUCUUUGCCUGAGGUGAGACCCACCACCUUCCCAGAGACCGCACGGGGGUCUAUGCCUGUGGGGAGCCAAGGGAAUCUGCAGUCCAAUCUGAGGCACUAUCCCCUGGAGGAGCACAAUGACCCUCAGGUGUUCUUACAGCCAACCUCUCAGGAGGUCAAAUUCAUGCUGGGUCCCACACCAGCACAGCGCCAUCUGCUGGAGAGAGAGAGGGAGAGAGAGAGGGACAGGCAUGGGCACAACCCUCACAAUCUUCAGCCAGUAGAGGGUGCAACAGGCUCAGAGACAGAGGGGGAUGAGCCUUCUAUGCACUUGUGCAACUCUCACUCCUAUCAUCAUUUCCACCACCAUGCACACCGGCAUCCAGGCCUUGAACAUCCGGACAGCUGCCAAAGCGGAGAGCUCACCUACGAGAACAUCAAUGGCCUGAGGAGCGGUAGGAAACAGCGGCUGAGUCCCAGCAGUGUGUCGCAGUCUGUCGGUUCCAGCAGCAGCAGCAGCACGGGGGACAGUCACUCUCACUCCCUCCAGCACCUGCAUGUCCACGGCCCCUCUUCCCUGCCUCCACAGGGCUACGCCUGCGAAAGGGGCAUGGGUGGAGGUCACCGUCGGACAGCCCUUCUCAACUAUGAGAACCUGCCCUCUCUGCCCCCAGUAUGGGAGUACAGUGCCCUUCAGCGGGACGAGGAGCAGGAGGAGGAUGAUGAUGAGCAAGAAGAGGAUGAAUACGAGGAAGAGGAGGAAGACUUUGAUGAGUAUGAAUUCUCAGAAGGUCCUGGGACUCCAAACGGAUAUCACCAGGACAGUCGGGGCAUCCACAGAGACGCCCUGCAGAACUAUGUCAACACAGAGCAGGUCCAGCCGCCUCGGCUUCGACACGCCUGUCCCCCGCAUCCUCGGCCGUGUCAGCCAGAUCAAGGGGGGCGAAUAUUUAGCUUUGAUUUCCGCAGACGAUCAAGGUCAGGUGUGGGAGGCUGUGAGCACGGCCACAUGCCUCCAUCACGGCAGCUGAACUACAUCCAGGUGGACCUAGAUGGUGAACCUCCCUGCCAAGCCCUCGGCGGCGGGGUUGCCCAAAACCAGCCACAGCACCAGCGCCUACCACCCAAAAAAUGUGGCCCGCAGGCACCCCGGCGCAGCGAAUGCUACGCAGUCAUCGACCUAAAGAAGACAGCUGCCAUGUCCAACCUGCAGAAAGCUCUGCCUAGGGAUGAUGGGACUUCCAGAAAGACUCGCCACAACAGCACAGACCUGCCUCUGUAAACAGUGUUCAGACUGAAGAGGAGUGAUGAAGACAGAGGAUGGCUUAUUCGCAUCUUAGCACACUGGACCCUUCACUGUCAUCCAUCCAUUCAACUGUCGGGCUGACUAAUACAGUAAAGGUACCUAAUUAGAAACGUACUGAAACCUCUGUGCAUAUAAAAGGAAACAAGAAAUCUCUGAGGAGAAUUUGCCAUUUUGUUCUAUUUAUUAGAUAUGUGUUGUGGAGCUCUCUUGAGAAAUUUGCAGUUUUUACUGCAAUUACUGUUUGCUGGAUUAAUAAUUUAAAGAUAUAUAUAAGAAUAAAAUCAUAUAUAUGUAUAUGAUUUUAUGCCAAUGACUGAGAGCAGAGACCUCAGUUUUCAGUGGAAGCAGUCAUUGCCAUACUGUUUGAGCAAACUUUUUUCUUCAGCCCAUCUCGUACCUAUCCUCUAGUUUUUCUUAUUCUAUAUGGUUCUUUAUUUAAAUACUGUGGGAGGGGAAAAUGACACCCUAUUUACAGAAGAAGUACAGCUGUGGUUGGAAAGAAGGAUGUUAAUGGUUCAUCCAUAAUAAUGGCCAAAAUUCAUACCUCAUCACAAGCAUCAAAGCCUACCAUUGUGGCUGGUACAGAGAGCAUUGUUUGUUUAAUUAUGCCUACAAAGCAUUUUGCACACAAUCCAAUGGAAUUGUAUUUUAUCAUAUUUUAGGAAUGGUGUUGUCCAAUACACGAGAUGAAAUAAAUGAAGAGAACAUAUGGAUAAAUAUUCCAAACUGAACGACGGUAAAAGUAGCACACGUGGUUUUAAAAGGAGCUUAUUUCUGUCCGCAUGCAGCAAAUGAAAAGUAGCAUAUCAUCUUUGAUCACUUCUCCUGCGUGUCAUGGUAGACCCGCAGGAGGUCCACGCAGUUUACGCUUGACACGUUGCACUUUUGACCCUGGGUUGUUGAAGUGCUCACUCCCACUCCUCUGGAGCCACAGGGCUCCACCGUGUCCUUUUACCAAAAGCAGGGGGCCAAAUAUCUCAUUCCUAGUCAGCAUUGUAGAUACAUGUUAUUGACGUGUUUUUGUUAAGACAUCAACAACCUCAAAGAGUGGCAUUAAGCUAUAACCUCACAGAAAAUGUGCUGAAUCUUUAAUUUAUUUGUUAUCAGCUGUGAAAGGUCUGUUUUAAAGGGUUAAUCAAGUACAUUGCAAAGUCGUGCAGUGAAGUAUUUGCCUGUUUAGUCAACCACAUUGGGUUGAUAUUUAUUUAUUUAUUUCAUUAUUUAUUUAUUCAUUCAUUUUUUUUUUUUCAUUGUGAUGACCAGCGAUUUUUAAUCCAGUUGGUAAUACAGAGACCAAAGUUUCACCUCAAAUGAUCACUGGUGUUUUACUGUUAUUACUGUGCUGAAUUAUAUUUCAAAGAGAUAACUGUAUGUAUGUUUGAAGUGCCAAAACUUAAUUGCAAACUAUAUGAUGACUAAAAUCCAACAACCAUAGGGCAGAGGUGCAUAAGGUCGGAACGAUCAGCAGACAUACAAAAAUUUUUAAAAAAAAAAAUAUUCCAAGAAGAAGCAUUCAUUAACACUGCACAUUCCUAUGCCCCUAUGGAGCGAGAUAAUCACACUUAGAGCGGUUCUGUGCUGCUACAUAUACAUACCACCAGUUGUCUCUGCCAGCUAUACAGGUUCCUGUCAGAAUGAAACAUGUACUUAAAACCUCUGAGACUAACCAUAUUGUUCAAUACAUUUACUUAGAAGUAGUUUUGUUGUGUUCUUCUGAUGCAACUUUCUUAGCAGUGAAACUAUAUUGAAUAUUUCAUAAAUUUGGCCAUUUAGUUGAGAUUUCUUUCUUGUCAAACUGGCUGUCUGGUAGGAGAAAUAAUGGAAGCACAGGCCCACUGAUGCCAUCAUCUUUUUGUAACACUCGUAUUGAGUUGAUUUCAGCGAAUCAAAGAAUGUCAAAUGUAUAUCAUCAUUUAAAUAUUAUAGCAAGUCUUUCAAUUUUGAUCAACCCCUUGUUGAGUCUUUAAAAUGUCAGGAAACAAAUGCUCAGAGCUGUUUAAUCGAUAUUAUUAAUUAUAGUAGUAUUUUAUCACACCCUCUGCCUGGUUCAAUAAUGAGCCAGGCAAAAUAGCUGAAUUUACUGACAGUCCUCAGUAAGGAAGACAAUGUCAGAGCACCUGACAGAGUGGAGACAGCUGGUGUAUCUCACUCUGUACUAGAGCUCAACGGAUUAAUCCGCCAGCCGACAAUAUCGGCCCAUAUUAGCAUAUCCAGUGACUAUCGGUAGAGGCUACUUUAUCGCAGAUAUGUGCUGAUAUUACUAGAUUCAUUCACCAGUCUAAUAGAGUUUCAUUUGAGUUUCAUUGUUUUACACUACCAGUUCUUUUUUCACCAGCAGAAUGUUGUGACCAUCUUUUCUUCAUGAUAUAUCUUUUCAAGUGUUUGAUAACUGCUAUUAAGGGAUCAACAAAAAAGAUUGAUCAAAAAAAGAUAUCAGACGAUUUAUCGGUAUCAGACCUUUUCUCUUCCUAAUAUCAAUAUUAGUAUCGGUCCCCAAAAUCCUGUAUCGGUCAGGCUCUGUACAACGUCACGCCGGCUCUGAUUUGUGUCACCCUGUCUUAUAGAAAUCAGUUUCAAUCACAGUUUUGGUUAAACUCGUAGUCUCUUAGACUACUUUGUAACAAUUUCAAGAAAAGGGUUUAUUACAUGAACAGACUGCCAGGCUGUUGUACCUGCAUCAUUCUUUGUACAAUGUAAUUAUAAAAAAGUGGGCAGUGGUUAGGGUUAGAAUAAUACCCAUCCCUAAGUUUAACCGUUUCACCCUGCACGACAAGCAUAACUUUAUGUUCCUGAACCAUGCAUUAAAGGAUUUUCCAGUUCAGGCCUGACGUCUUUGAAGGUGUGGGCUUCUGAUUCCUUUAAUCUUCUGCUGGUCAUGCCAGUGCUCCUACUUUAGUAAUGGAUUUUUCAUCUCAUCCUUUGGAAAACUAUUGAAUUUAGUUUGAUUCAUGGAAGUUGAUAAGAACAUUUUUGUUCCAAGUUUGUAAAGAUUUUCAACCCUGGAUCAAAUUCUUUUGAAAAAAAAAUAUGUUUGCUAUAGUCUGUAUACAUUUUUCAGUCUCUCAGCAUUACUUAAACAUUUUGUUUCACUGAAUUUUUGUUGGUUUAUUCGAUUGAAUUUCCACGCUAAUUCUCCUUUACAAAUUGUUAGGACGAAGUUGGGCUAUCAGAAAUUUGUGCCAACAAUUAAAUACAGCCCAUGGUGCCAUGUUAAAAAGCUUUUUUUGUCUAACAUACAGUUACAAUUUACAUUUUUUUUUUUGUUUAUGGUAAGAUAAAAGUGGAUUGAAAAAAACAAAUGUUUUGAAAAUACUCUAUUUCUAAUGUGCUUCUUUCGAAUGGAAAAGGUAUUUCCAUUUCAUGGCUAUUAUUUACUGGCAGCUUGUGAUUACUUUCUUCAUUCCUUCAUCGUACAUUGAUUAAAUUAUUAAUGUAAAUCAGAAUUUCCCUGAACAAUGUGAAGUCUUCAAAAAGUUUGAUUUGUGUUAUAAAUAAUCCUGAACCUAGAAAUUCAAUAUACAAGGAUGUAGAAUGGGAAAGAUCUUAAUAAAUGAGCAAAUGUUUUAUCAGAGAGCAAAUUCUUGAUGUAACGUCAUGUAUUGUGAAACAGUAUAAAGAGCCUUUUGUCUAGUUUUCCAUGUGAAAAGACACACAGGAACUUCAAAUUUCCCUGAAUCAAAAGUUGAUCAUUAUCAUGAUUGCUGAUUGUGUAUUUCCAAAUGAAACAAAAAAAAAAAAAAGAUUUUCUAUAACACGACAGACAACUUUAAGCUGACCCUUCUGACUGACAGAUGCUACAUUGGAAGAGUAUUUACAUUUUUGCAAUAAUAGGUGACUUAUUGUUUUGUUGAUCUAAACCAGACCAUGUGUCAAAUUUAAAUAGUAGUCCAUUUAGCUGUGGGCUAAACAUACUUACGUAGCUGCUCUUCUGUGAGUCAGCAUUUAUAUUUUAAUUUCAGGGUACAACUUUUACUUUUCAGUCUUUAAAGUUCAAGUAAAGCUAUGAAAGUAAAACAAACUAAAAUGCCCUUUCCGUUGAUUGUCAGAGACUGUUUGCUUACACUCUCAUUACCUGUGCCAUAUUGUAGUUCCUUAAAUUAAAAACAUGUUAUUGUAGUAUGCCUUUCAAACUGGUGGUGGUGGUUCAUACAGGAAUUAGAAAGUGUUUCAGAUGAUUUUGCAGAUUAAUGUGGUUUUAUGUUCAUUUAAAAUAAAAUCCAUGUUGACAUAUGUAAACCUCACCACUUGUCAACAGUGAUUGCAUUAAUACCAUGAACUCCUGCCCUGUGUUUACGGGUUAACAAUAAAAUUAAGUAGUUGCUCUCAAGUUCAAAGUGCAGCCUGUGAAUCAUAAAUAAUUGGCAUGUCAUCUCAAGUAUUUGAAUUUUGCAUUACCCAGCGUAUAUGCUCAAGACUUAUUUCACACGUUAGAUAAAUAAUUAUCGCUGUUCAUUGAUGUGAUCUGCUCUGCUUGUGCAAUCUGCAGGGCGAUAACUGCUGUUGUCAUUUAGUUCCCCAAACUAGAUUUAUUGAACAUGUUGUUUUUACCAAAAGGGCUCGCUCUUUGUUUACUGUACAAACAUUAACACAUACCUUGAAGUCAAUUUAAAGAAAUUUCUCACUGUGCCUUUCAUAUUCAUUCCUCAAGCAUUUGCCAUACAUAUGUAGUGGAGGAGAAGCCUGUUGUUAAAAAAAACAUAAAAGCCUUUUACAAAUGAUGACGUUUUAAGGGGCUUUAAUCAAAGUGGUGUCAUUCUUCAGGUUGUUUUUCAUAUCUGAAGUUGUGUUUGUAAGAAAAGUGCCAAACUCUCUAUUGUUUAACAUCAAACUGUGUUUGAAAGUUGUCUGUUUAUAAUACUAUUUUGACAUAUUGGACGAUAACGCUUAUUCUCUUUCUUGCACAUUAAGAGAUCGAUGCCACUCUCAUGUCUGUCCUGUAAACCUAAGACAUAUAAUAGAUGGCUUUAUCAGCUGAGCAUUCAUAAAAGGAUCAAGGGAAAUGGCUAGCCUGGCUAAAAAUCUGCCCACCAGCAACCUUUAAACUUGAGAAUGAACAUUUUAUGUCUUUAUUGUAAACAUCUUAGCUUUAUUGCUUUUAGCCUAGCUUAAAUAACUAAUUGACGCCUAAAUACGACACUACUGGCAGAAAGUUAGCUUAGCUUAGCAGAAACACUGGAAUCGGGGAAACACCCAACCUGACUCAAAUAAUGCCAACCAGCAUGCCUAAUCUUACAAAUUUACAGAUCCUAUCUCCUCUGUGUAAUCCAUUCUGAAGCCGUAUUAUAAGUGUUACAUUUACAGUGCUUUUUGGGGACAUAAAUUGACAGCAGAAACUCCUGAAGGUCAUUAUGUUUGGUCAAUUUGCAUGGUGCUCAUUCUCAUUCAUUCACAUUUUGAAAAAAUCCUGUAUGAGUGGUGUCUGUUGAAAUUUGUAAGAAAGCAAAAGGCUUAUUUCCCCCAAAUAAUGAACUGUGUCUUCUAGGGUAUUGCAAAAGCGAACUGAAUGAACCGUCAUUUGUUAGGAUGACACGAAACAUCAUUUAAAUAUGUAGAGUGAAAUGGCCAAAGUGAAUGUGACUGAAAAAGGUAUUAAAUCAUGACUAGUAUGUUCUGUAGCAUAUAAUGUUCAUUUUGAGUAAAGGCAUUAUUGUGUUGGUUACGUUAUGGUCACGUGGCUAUGGUGCACUCCAUGACUGUGAUUUGACAUCAGCUGCAUUUCUUCUUUAAGUGCUGGAGAAUGUGAAGUUAAAAUUCCUUUCAGAGAUUUUAUUUUUCAAAUCCUGUUCUCAUUUGUAACCACUUUAAAUGUUUAAGAAAAUACAGAUUACAUGACUAUAGAAAGAACAGAAAGAAAAGGCAGCAACAUAGUUUGCACAUCAUUGCUACACAUCAUUUUCUGUGGUUUUUCAUGUCAUCUCUGGAAAAAAAAAAAAACUACCACAGGAAAUCAUAACCUACAUGCCAUACUGUAAAACAUCAACCUCUUGUCCAUGCUAUAAUACUCAAAGUAUCAGAAAACUGUAAUAUCUCUUCUUAUUAUUAAUGUGAAUUUUUGCAAAUCAUUUUGUUUGUCUGGUACAACAGUUUGCUAACCACCAGAGGGAGAUGUAAAUGUACAGGUCAGAGCUGUACAUUUUUGUGACAGAUUUGUGUAUUUACAUACAGGUUGCAUUGGUCUAACUUUGUGACUUAUAUAUCAAUCUCUGAAUUGACUUGAGUGCCAAAUAUGCUUGAGCAUGACAAAAUCUGGGACCUACAAGGAACUGCAGGUACUCCAGGUCUCCUCAAGUGAGACUCCAGUGACUCACUACUGUUGUAGACUACUUGCGAUAUGAAUGCACACCUGAAGGUUUAACCAUGCGAAAUAUUUUUGCUGAAAGAGGAAAAACUUAAUUUUGUUUCUGUUUCUGAUUCUGUUUUGUUUUUUUUAAAUCAAAGAUCUGUUGUAUGUUUCUGUGUUCAUCCAUUGCUUAUAUAAAUGAGUAUGCAGUAAUGGUCUUAACAUGCUUCCAUUAGAGGUGAAUAUAAAAAGCUGAUUGGCUCCAUUGAAUGAACUGUCAAAAAGAAGUGUUGGGUCAUUUCAUUCUUACAUCAUUUCACACAGAAAUUUGCUGUGUUAUUUUACGACUUCUUCAUCCUAGCCUGUCCCAAAACAAAAUAAGCUUGACAUAAGGUGAAUUUUUUUCCAUGAAUUUUAUCAAUUAUACAGUGUGGAUUUGUCCAAAAUGUACAAGUAAAUGUAAUUCUAAUAUUAAAAUGAAGCUAUGAAAAUAUCUUUUGUGCACUAAACGGUGUCUAUUCUUUUUCUUAGUCCAACCUCCAAUUUCUCAAAGAAUCGAUUUAUGUAUUUGAGCAAACAAAGCGUUUCCCCUCCAGGAUCAUGUGCCUCUACAGUACAUUACAUGUACAUUUUUAACAUUACCACAUUUACCAGAUAUUUUUAAAGGUUUUUUCUAGAAUAUUUUUAUACCAGAACUAUCUAAUCAACAACAACUACAGUACAAGGUCUAAACAAAAGUCUAAGAGAGAAAGACAUGAUCCAGACCGCACAUGAUGAUCAAACCUGAUCACUCUGGGAGCCAAGAUGCUUUGUUCGCCCUGGCCUGUUGGUCAUUCUCUAAGAAAACACUUAAGACAGCAAAACGGACCUGUUUAAAUGUGUAUUGCAAUGCACAAACCAUUGUGAGGUUAAUCAUUCACCCUCCAUCCCAGCAGCAGAGAAAAGCUGUGCUGGGAUUAAAAAAAAGGAUGUUAACUGUGUUAACACCACUCACAAUAGAUUACAUUGUGCAGCUAUUUACAGCCAAACAAUCUACCCAGUAUUUAUUAAUAAUUGUUGCAGGGGACACAUACAUAUUAAUCAUUUUUGCUUAAACCAGAAAUUAAAUCUUGAUUUUUUUCAACAAUUGUUUUGCAGCUGGAUAUGAACUUCUUCUGAGCAUGUUCUAACUGUAUGCCAGUGUGUUAACAAUUUAAAUUAUUUUAUGUACAAAGAGUAUGGUCCUUGUUAGCUGUAGAGAUUUACAGCAAACUGUAAAUAUAUGCCUUAAAUGGUAGUUGUCCUGUCUUGUGUUUGUAUGUUUGUCUUGUUUAAUGGUUAUUGAAUAAUUGUAUCAAAAGCGGAACCUCACAAAUAAAGCAGAGCUUUUAUUGUU